AUGAUGCUCAUCACAAAAGAAUCGGAGCUCCAGAGUUUUCUCGACAAGAACAAAAACUCGUUUGCUCCUCCUGGAGUAACAUCAGUUGGUGUGCACUUCGAGUUUGCAGGGCCGUACGUUGACCGGAACGAGCCCGACCAAGCGGUAGCAAUCGUUAUCGCCUCUUGUGCAUCUGACGAAGUCUCAGUGUUGCUGGUGUUGGCUUCCCUCAGCAGAAGCCGUGUGAUCGGAGGACUCAAGACGUUGCUAGAAGAUUCUUCAGUCAGCAAAGUGAUGCACAGUAUCCACCGGGCCGCAUUUUGGCUUUAUGACUUUGGCUUACAGAGCCCCAAGCUUGCAAAUUGCGUCGACCUACAGCUGCUGUUUGAAAGCACAGUGGACGAGACUGUGUUCAAUGCGAGUAUCCUUCAGAUCGUCAACCGCUGUUCGUCAGACCUUGCCACGAAAUUUGCGCAGAGCGUGUGCUCCUUCAAGGCGAAAACUGUUUCAGUGCGCUCAAAAAAUGGGGCUAAAUCGUCGUUGUCCAAGAAGCUGCAGCAAUCGCUAGUUCAAACCGCGCAGUUAUAUGCGAGCUGUUACGCAGAAAAUCGAUCGAAGCGGUCAGCCAAAGCAGUUUGUGCAGCGAUGACAAGCGCUCGGUGGGAAUUUGCCGUCACGAACAAGGGUCAGCGGGCAAUUUGGUUUGACAUUGAGCUCUAUCACCAGCCGCGCAGUCUCGAAAGUCUGUUUUAUCGUACUCUUGGCAAUGCUACGGGAGUUCCAGUACCGAAGCUUGAGCUCGAAUGUGAGCUCGAGCCACUGCUUAAUCUUCUACCUGCAUCAUUUAAACGUGCCAUUCUCGCCCUCAGCAAUUACCACGACCUGGUUGAUAUCUGUAUCGAUACCGGUCGCGUUCCUUUUGCGUAUACUGGCAAGAAACAGCGUAUUGAACUCAGUACAAACGGCACCACCGUGUCAAAAGAAACAAUCGACGAGAUCCUGACAAAUAUUGGCGGAGAAACGCGGAUUGGAAGUGACAAUCGAGCAGGUAUUGACCGCCAAUUGCACCGUAUUUCUGUCAUGCGGAGCAAAAGUGGCGAAGUGUAUGGCCUCACCAUGCGCGUUGGUCGAGCACUGCGCAAUGCGGCAUGCGUAUUGACCGAUUUACUAUUGAGUGCGCGUCACGCUGACAAGUCAGUAUUGGUAUUGGGCCAUCCAGGCUCUGGCAAAACAACGCUUAUUCGAGAUAUAGCGAGGUGUGUGGCAGACACGAUGGAGAACGUGUGCAUCAUUGAUACGUCGAAUGAAAUUGGUGGGGAUGGUCUAAUACCACAUGCAUGUGUUGGAUGGGCCCGACGCAUGAUGGUUUGUUCGUUAGAGGCACAAGCAAGUGUAAUGGUUGAGUGUGUGCAGAAUCAUACAGUCGAGACGUUAAUUGUGGACGAAAUUGGUCGAAAAGCUGAAGUUUUAGCUGCAUCAACGGUGCGUCAGCGUGGCCCACGAUUGGUUGCAAGUGCUCAUGGCGAUUUUCAAGCAUUGAUUAAGAAUCCUGAUCUAAAGGGGUUAGUAGGUGGUUCACAGCAAGUGACUGUAGGUGAUGCAGCAGCGAAAGCGUCACACAAGAGCAAAUUACAGACACAGCGAGCUGGAAAUCCGAUAUUUGAUGUUAUUGUUGAAUUGGACCAUAUUGUGAAAGGACGGUGUCGAAUUAUUUGGAAUGUCGCACAAGCAGUGGAUCAGGUUUUUGAAGGGACGGAUUAUGUCGUGGAAACGCGGCAAUGGGAUCGUAGUACAUUAGGUAUUCAUGUGCUCGAAACUAGUUGA
This is a messenger RNA of Peronospora belbahrii, 1803 nucleotides long. The record is from the annotation of a GenBank genome assembly. Lineage: Eukaryota; Oomycota; Peronosporomycetes; Peronosporales; Peronosporaceae.